GGCCUGAAAUUUGCUUAAGCAGUGCUUCUAAGAUGCUGUAAUGUGCUGACUGGUCAUUAUGGGCAGACGAUACCCAGGGGCAUAUCAUCGUCCAAAUAGCAUAUAUUUCAUAUAACCUAUACUCCAGUACCCUCAUUGUUGAAGCCCUGUGAUCCUUGUCAGAAGUGCUUCCAGGUCAAACUGACUCCAUUGCGGACACUAUGUCAGUGUUCCUCACAACCACCAACAGCCAAACAGAUGUAGUGAAUCGCAACAGUUCAGCUACACCACCAAAUACGCUUAACCUUCGUUCCUCCCACAACAAAUUGGUCAAUUCUGAAAUAAAGAACGGAGAAACCAAGAACAACACCCCUCCAAAGUGUAGGAAGAAAUAUGCCUUAACUAAUAUCCAGGCUGCAAUGGGCCUUGGAGACACCACAGCAUCGCCAGCGAUAGUAAAUAACGCCAACUCAAAACUGGCAAAGAACGGAGAAAACCAGCUGCGGAAAGCAGCUGAACACAGCCAGCAGGUCAUGAACAAGAAUAUCAGUGCAAAUGUUGUCAAAAAUAUAAUCUCAGAAAAAUUGGAGGGCAAGGAGCCAAACUUGCAAGACACGUCUUGCACUGGGCCCUUGUCAUCACAACCGAGGAAGAGUAAGAGCUUCCUGAAUUACUAUGCAGAUCUGGAGUCAUCCACUCGUGAGUCAGAGCAAAAUUAUGGCAACAAUCCUAUUGAUUGUGAGGAAAACACCGGCCUAUCCCAUGAUAAAAGUACAACGAAUGAUGACGUGGCCAGUGACGAGAGCAUGUCUGCCAGUCCUGAAGAUUGCCAAAUGGCCACACUCUCCUCCAGUCCAGAAAUAAAGAAAGAUCCACCCCGACUGGGAGGGAAAACUGACUCUGCAUUGAGUAAAAUGCAGAAUAUGGCCCCCAGUGAUGAAGAUUCAAGUUGGACCACCCUAUCACAGGACAGUGCUUCACUGAGUUCACCUGAAACAGCAGACAUAUGGAGUGAUCAAUCAUUUCAGACUGAUCCUGAUCUUCCACCAGGAUGGAAGAAGAUCAAUGAUGUGGCUGGCAUCUAUUAUUGGCAUAUACCAACAGGCACCACCCAAUGGGAGCGGCCAGUAGCUGCAUCAACUGAGGCUUCAGACACACAGAAAGAAUCAUUGAGUUCCAUUACUCCUUCUCCAACUCCAGAAAAUGAGAAACCAUGGACUGAUUUUGCUGUGCUGAAUGGUGGAAAGAUUAAUAGUGACAUUUGGAAGGAUCUCCACGCUGCCACUGUAAAUCCAGAUCCAAGUCUGAAAGAGUUUGAGGGAGCAACUCUACGCUAUGCUUCUCUAAAACUGAGAACAGUACCACAGGCUGAGGAAGAUGGUUCCUGUACAAUCAACAGUGACCCAGAGGCAAAGUGUUUUGCUGUACGUUCCCUGGGUUGGGUAGAAAUGGCGGAGGAAGACCUGGCACCUGGCAAGAGCAGUGUUGCUGUGAAUAACUGUAUCCGGCAGCUUUCCUACUGUAAAAAUGACAUCAGGGACACAGUUGGAAUUUGGGGAGAGGGUAAAGACAUGUACCUCAUUCUAGAAAAUAAUAUGUUGAACCUAAUUGACCCCAUGGAUCGUACUGUUCUUCAUUCCCAACCAAUUGUCAGCAUUCGUGUGUGGGGUGUAGGUCGUGACAAUGGGCGGGAUUUUGCCUAUGUAGCAAGAGAUAAAGACACACGAAUCCUAAAAUGUCAUGUGUUCCGAUGUGAUACACCAGCAAAGGCCAUCGCAACAAGUCUUCACGAAAUCUGCUCCAAGAUUAUGGCAGAACGAAGGAAUGCCAAAGCUGUGGCUUGCAGUAUCUCUCAGGAGCGAGUCAAUAUGAACCUUGACGUUCCUCUACAAGUAGAUUUCCCAACACCAAAGACAGAACUGGUACAGAAGUUUCACGUUCAGUACCUGGGUGUGUUGCCUGUGGCCAAACCAUUAGGUAUAGAAAUACUGAAUGGCGCAAUUGAGAGUUUGCUGACCACAACUAAUAAGGAAGACUGGAUGUCUGUUAUUAUGAAUGUUGCUGAUGCCACUGUUACAGUAAUAAGGCAGAAGGAUGAAGAUGAGGUUUUGUUGGAAUGCCGUGUUCGUUUCCUAUCAUUUAUAGGAGUGGGGAAAGACAUCCAUACCUUUGCCUUUAUUAUGGACGCCGGAAAUCAACGUUUUGAGUGUCAUGUCUUCUGGUGUGAACCAAAUGCAGGGAAUGUAUCAGAGGCUGUGCAGGCUGCGUGUAUGCUUCGGUACCAGAAAUGUUUAGUAGCCAGACCUCCUCCUCCAAGGAUGUGCUCUUCCGGUCCUCCAACAGACUCUGUGACAAGACGCGUCACAACCAGUGUAAAACGUGGAGUUUUGUCCCUCAUUGACACUUUGAAACAAAAGCGACCAGUAUCUGAAUCACCAUGAAGAGGAUUGAAAAGAUCCCUUUAGAUACUAGUCUAGGAAUAACUGAGAUAACACAACAUGAUCCAUGCAGAUGUUGAGCCUUCAAGUUAUAUAUGCUGAUCCUCUUCUCUUCAACAUAUAUUGUUUAAUGUUAAAAUUAAUGUAAGACGAGCAUGUUGUCUCAUUCCUCAUCAUGACAUGUUGGGAGGCGCAUGAAUAACUUUCUGCUAUCAACGUUUGAAUUCACUAACCAGUGGAAGGUAUCUGGAAUUCUAUACGCCCUGGACUAAAUGGUGCCCAAGCAGUUUGUCUCAUUGUCAUUCAGACUGGAAUUCUCACAAACAACCUUACACCAGAAGUAUUUACUAGUGCACUUAUUCUGUCACUAACACUGGUGUAACAUAGUGGUGUUUAGACUAUAAUAGAACUGUUCCCUUUCAGUAAGUAGUUUCCUUUUGGCCAUUGCAGUUGUGUGAUCCUGUGUCCUGACUUAUAAGGUGAUCGAAAAUGAUCUCCAGUUGCUCUGCUGUUUGUUGUCUAUGAAGGAAGUGCUAAUUAAAACAAGUUAAACUAAUGUUGAAACAUAGAGGUGUGCAGCACACCAGUUUCAUCAGCUUUCAUAAGCUCAUUUCAUUAAUCAUUGUCCUAGCCACAAGAUGUACAUUUUCCCUGUAACAUAGAACAAUAUUUAGCCAUAAAGCCAUAAAAGUUUAUUAAGUCCUAUGAAUAUUUUUUUAGAAAACAGAAAAGGUUUACUAAUUAAUUUUUAGUUACUGUAUUAGCUUUUAAUCACUUAAAACUUUACAGUUUUAAUAAUCAGAAGCCAUUUGUAGGAUAUAUUCUUUGCUGCUUGGGCCAUUUAUUGAUGAAAGCUGCAUUAUUGUUGUAUGCAGUGUAAUUUGGAAAUAUGCCAAGAAUACCUGGGAGUAUUUCAACCUGUCAGACUGGUGGCUAUUUGUAUUAAUUGUUUGUUUUUGGCUUGCUGUACUGGAUAAUAAAGAUGUCAGUAGUUUUCUUCUGCUUUAAGGUGAUGGAGUGAAAGAAGAAGGCAUGUAUGAAACACCUUAAUAGAAUUAUGAAUUAGUCUUUUUCGAGCAUUCAGCUCCUAGAAUAAGGAAAGUUAGAAAGCCUAUGUGUCAACUGCCCUAAUAAGGAACCUGUCAAAACUACUAAAUCUUUCAAAAGUUCACAUAAACAAUGAGGUAUUUGUUUAUAAAAGUAAAGUCAGUUUAAUUCCUUACAUGACUGUCAAUUGUAAUGUAAAUGUUGUCACCAAAUUGCUAGUUCAAAUUUCUGUUAGCAUUUUCUAAUGUCAAAUAUAGGAGAAAGGUUUGAGUUCAGGUCUGAAGGUAAAUCUGAAGGCAAGAAAAAGAAAGUGAUACAUUUCUAUCAUCAUUCAGCUGGUGAACUAGAGGUGUGUGAGAUGGAUCAGUGCAGAUAGAACUCAUCUGAGCUGAAAGCUGUGGAUAGAAUCACAUCUAGUUUAUGGAGAAUAUUGAAGUAUUGCUAAUGCGGAAAUCAGGCAUCAGCAACAGGGGUUGAAGAUUUCUUCUAAAUGCGACUGAAAAUGUACACAAUAAAUAAUUUGACCAGGGGAAUGAACCCAAAAGGCUAGUACAGAUAUCACUUCACAGUUAUGUUUCUUUCAGGUUGGCAGCAGGUAUUAAUAAUGCUCUUUAGUCAUGCUUUUCAAGAAAUCCCAGUUUCACUUCCUGUUUUAACUGCUCCAAAAGGUGUUGCAUGGCUUCAAAAUCAGUUAAUCUUAAUGUUUAUUUUCUCUAGUUUCAUGCUGCAUUUGAACACAAUGUAAAUAUUUCACUGCUCGCAAUGAGUUCAGAAAAACAAAAUCGUAUUGUGAGCUCCUACUUUAAAAUUUACUGUUGGGAAGAAAGUGGUGUCACAGGUACAGUGGUAGUUGUUUUAAUUAUAAGGUUUUCAAGCUGCAGAUAUACAAGUUGAAGCUGUGCAUUAUUUGCAAAUAGAGGAACAUUGUGUGUUACACCAGGGGUCACAAACAUUUGUGCAGUGCUUUUACAAAAUAUUUAUAACUAAUGCACAUUUCAGCAAAGCCAGGUCUGUGAUUUAAAAGAAAAUCAGGCUGGAUUUGACCAAAUGGUAUGUCUUUGCAGGAGUUUUUGUCAAUUUGUUAAAACAACCUAUUAUUUAAACCAGUUUUGUUUGUUCCUAUAAAAUGCAAGACUUGUAGAAGAAUCAGUACUUUUUUUUAUUUUUUUAAUGAGUAGACAUGCUUGUUGUAACUAGAUUAUAAAUGUUAUCUAUGCAUCCAUUAUAAGCAGUGGCUUUCUAGACAAAUUGCUUUGUCACUGCUCUGCAUGCCAUAUAGAUAUUUUAAGCAAAACAGCAAGUAAACUUUUUUAAAAAAAGGCAAAUUAAUGAAAAUAUUUUUUAUUUUAUUUAUUAUAUUUUAUAUUGAAUUUAUCUCAUAAUUGAGUUGUAUUAUGUUCUACUGUCAGUUCUCACAUUGUAGCUAGUUAAUUUCUAAAUAAUGUAGACUGACAUGAUGAUAAUUAAACAUUCUUUGUUCUUAUUCUGUCCUUACAAUGAGCCAAAGUACUGUUGUGAUAGAGGAACAAAGCCAGUUUCAAGCUGAUUUUGUUGAUGAUAAUUGUAGGUAUUGAAGUAUCAGGAGUUUACCAGAUAGGCUGCCAUUGAUAUAUCCCUUUGUGCUUCCCAACAAUACCCGUUUUACAUGUUAUUUUCAUUACCUACCAACUGGCUAAAAUGUUGAUUUUGUUUUGGCGGGGCGGGGAGAGGAGAAAUGGGGAGGUGUUUAUUGUGCAAGACCCUUGCAGCUUCAAAAAUAAUUUCAUUCUAUGUACAUUAACUGAUGUUUAACGUAUUCUGUUUUUGUGCCUGACUUUCUCAUUGAAACGAGGUAAAUAAUAUAGAAUGUAGUCGUGGUGUCCCUUUUUGAAGGUCUUCUGUAGGAGCAAACAGCUUCUUUUCAUCUAACUUGGCCUCUGCCUUUGAAGAUAUUUUUAAUCAACCUGUUCAGAGAUGUUAAUUACACACCUCUUGAGUAGGUGGGACUUGAAACUGGGCCUCCUGGUCCAGAGCUAGGGACACUCACUCUGCACCACGAGAACUAAACUGUUCGCAUUUGAAAACCUUGCUCAUGAGGCUAAUGUGUGCACAAAUUAAUAUCAAGGAUAUAAGGGUCAUUUCACCAAUUCUUACCUUUAACCUGAAACACUGCACUUCAGCAAGAGUGGAGCACAGAAUUAAUUCUUGUGUUCAGUUUUGCCUCCCCACAAGGAAGUCUUGCUUGUGAGUGCAGGAUGGCCGAUUUUGCCUCAUAUUCAAAAUAUAUGAUUGGUAAUGCAUACUUAAAUUGGAUUAGUUUUUUUGAUAGUUUUGGAUCACAGAGUUGCACUGCGGUCAGUAGUAGCAACAGUCUUAAAAUUAUAGACGUUGCAACCUACCUGAGUCUGGUAUUCUCAAAUCAGACGGUUGGUGUACAUACAAGCUGAGGCACAUUUAAAACCAUUACUGCUCGGACUUCUCAUUUUCUGUUGCGCCUAAAGAGAAAACUGACUGUGUUGCCUUAAUAACUAAAUAGACAGUGUUUCAUUGGCAGACCAGGACGAUCAAUCAAUUUGCAGAUCAUUAGAUAACCUGCUCUUAUAAACCCAAAAGUGCAGUGAAAGCCCAUUGAAUUGACUUGGUGCCCAUGUCCUGCAUAGUGCACUGUUAGUGCACAGCAUAGUAGACACAGCAAGUACAACAUAAGGUUUUCUUUCUCUUCAUUUGGAACUCCUUGUUAAAAGUGACUGGCAUUCUACAUUCCAACAGUUACUACAUGGUUGAUAAUGACCUCUGUUGAAACUGCACAUUUAGCUUUGAUAUCAACAGCCAUCUAACCUGUUUCAUCUUAAAUUGAGUAUGUUGUAUUGUUAAAAUCCUGAGCUGUGUAGCUCAGCAACCACUGAAGCCUCUGAUAUUUUUCUUUUUAUUUUAAUCCUCAUAAUUAUGUACACUUAUUGCUAUGGAAAACGAUCUAUGUUAAAGCUGUCCAGUGGGCCAUUAAGCAGGUGAUUUACAGUACAGUAACUGUUCUCUUCUGCUUCCCACCGAUUUUACACUUGUAAAUGUAAUCCGUUGUGAGAGAAUAAACUGCAUAACCAGUAUGCUUAA
Rhincodon typus (whale shark) is the source of this 6554-nucleotide messenger RNA. It is a transcript of the gene apbb2b, whose product is annotated as amyloid beta (A4) precursor protein-binding, family B, member 2b. Gene Ontology annotation, cellular component: cytoplasm; nucleus. Gene Ontology annotation, biological process: regulation of DNA-templated transcription. Lineage: Eukaryota; Metazoa; Chordata; Chondrichthyes; Orectolobiformes; Rhincodontidae. Gene Ontology annotation, molecular function: transcription factor binding; amyloid-beta binding. The transcript has 15 exons. The coding region runs from base 201 to 2420 and encodes 739 amino acids. The record is from RefSeq and is a predicted model, not a curated record.